CCGGCCCCGCUGUCAGGCAGCCAGGGCAGCAGCGGGGCGCGAGCGCGGCGCCCGCAGGCCUCGGACCCCCCCCCCCAGCGCGCCGAGCCGAGCCGAGCCGGGCCGGGCCGGGCCUGACCGAGGCAGGGCGCGGACAGACCGACCCGCCUGGCGCCCGCCCGCCCGCAGCCAUGGCGCUGCCGCCCCCCCCCGCGCCGGCCCGGGGCCGCUGAGGCGCAGGCAGCGCGACCCCCCCGCAGGGAUGGAGCGAAGGGGGCCGGCGGGGCCGCAGAGCCUGGACUUCACGGUGGAGAACGUGGAGCAGGCACUCCAUCAGUUGUAUUAUGACCCAAAUAUUGAGAACAAGAACCUGGCUCAGAAAUGGCUGAUGCAGGCACAGGUCUCACCCCAGGCAUGGCACUUCAGCUGGCUCCUCCUCAAUCUGGACAAGGUGCCAGAGAUCCAGUACUUUGGGGCCAGCGCCCUCCACAUCAAGAUCUCCCGCUACUGGAACGACAUCCCUGCUGACCAGUACGAGAGCCUCAAGUCACAACUCUUCAGCCAGAUCACCCGCUUUGCCAGUGGCUCCAAGAUAGUGCUUACCCGGCUCUGUGUGGCGCUGGCCUCGCUGGCGCUCAGCAUGAUGCCUGACGCCUGGCCCUGUGCUGUGGCGGACAUGGUACGCAUGUUCCAGGCAGAGGACUCCAAUGUGGAUGGACGGGCACGCUGCCUGGCACUCCUGGAACUGCUGACAGUACUGCCUGAGGAGUUCCAGACUAGCCGCCUGCCUCAGUACCGCAAAGGGCAGGUACGCAGCGUGCUGGCCCAGGAGUGUGGCUCUGUCUUCCCUUUGCUGGAGCAGCUGCUGCAGCAGCAGGACUCCCCGGGUUUCAUCAAGCAGAAGGUGCUGAAGUGUUUCUCCAGCUGGGUGCAGCUGGAGAUCCCGCUAAUGGACUGCGAGAACCUGAUCCAGGCAGCCUUCACCUCCCUGCAGGACCCGGAGCUCUUCGACACGGCUGUGGAGGCCAUCGUCAAUGCCAUUUCCCAGCCGGAUGCCCAGAGGUACGUGAACACUCUACUGAAGCUCAUUCCCCCCGUGCUGGGCCUCCAGGAGCAGCUGCGCCAGGCUGUCCAGGGUGGAGACAUGGAGACGUCUCAUGGGAUCUGCCGUAUUGCUGUGGCCCUGGGAGAGAACCAUUCCCGAGCCCUGCUGGACCAGGUGCAGCAUUGGCAGAGUUUCCUGGCGCUGGUCAACAUGAUCAUGUUCUGCACUGGUAUCCCUGGGCACUACCCUGUCAACGAAACCACCAGCUCCCUGACGCUCACCUUCUGGUACACGCUGCAGGACGACAUCCUGUCCUUCGAGCCGGACAAGCAGGCCGUGUACCAGCAGGUUUACCGGCCCGUCUACUUCCAGCUGGUGGACGUGCUGCUGCACAAAGCCCAGUUCCCCUCCGACGAGGAGUACGGGUUCUGGUCCUCGGAUGAGAAGGAGCAGUUCCGGAUCUACAGAGUGGACAUCUCCGACACCCUGAUGUACGUGUACGAGAUGCUGGGAGCAGAGCUGCUGAGCAGCCUCUACGACAAGUUGGGCCGCCUCCUCACCAGCACAGAUCAGCCGUCCUCAUGGCAGCACACGGAAGCCUUACUCUACGGGUUCCAGUCCAUCGCAGAGACCAUAGACGUGAACUACUCUGACGUGGUGCCGGGUCUGAUUGGCCUCAUCCCCCGGAUCAGUAUCAGCAACGUGCAGCUGGCCGACACUGUCAUGUUCACCAUCGGGGCCCUGUCCGAGUGGCUGGCUGACCACCCCGUCAUGAUCAACAACGUGCUGCCCCUGGUGCUCCAGGCCUUGGGCAACCCAGAGCUCUCCAUUUCCAGCGUCUCCACCCUAAAGAAGAUCUGUCGGGAGUGCAAGUACGACCUGCCCCCCUACGCUGCCAACAUCGUUGCUGUGUCCCAGGACGUGUUAAUGAAGCAGAUCCACAAGACGAGUCAGUGCAUGUGGCUGAUGCAGGCUCUGGGCUUCCUGCUCUCGGCGCUGCAAGUGGAGGAGAUCCUGAAGAACUUGCAUUCUCUCAUCACUCCCUACAUCCAGCAGCUGGAAAAGCUGGCUGACGAAACACCCAACCCCUCCAACAAACUGGCCAUCAUCCACAUCCUGGGCCUGCUCUCCAACCUCUUCACCACGCUGGACAUCAGCCACCAUGACGACGACCACGAGAGCACAGAGGUCAAGAAGCUGCCUGUGCCUCAGGGACCCAACCCGGUGGUGGUGGUUUUACAGCAAGUCUUCCAGCUCAUCCAGAAGGUUCUGAGCAAGUGGCUGAACGAUGCCCAGGUGGUGGAGUCUGUCUGCGCCAUCUUUGAGAAGUCCGUGAAGACCCUGCUCGAUGACUUUGCCCCCAUGGUUCCCCAGCUGUGUGAGAUGCUGGGUCAGAUGUACAGCACCAUCCCCCAAGCGUCUGCACUGGACCUCACUCGGCAGCUGGUUCACAUCUUUGCACAUGAGCCUGCCCACUUCCCUCCCAUCAAAGCCCUCUUCCUGCUCGUCACCUCCGUCACGCUCACCCUCUUCCAGCAAGGGCCCAGGGAUCAUCCUGAUAUUGUUGAUUCAUUUAUGCAACUCCUGGCACAGGCUCUCAAAAGGAAGCCUGACCUGUUCCUGUGCAGCAGCCUGGAUGUCCAAGCGGUGUUCCAGUGUGGUGUUCUCUCCUUGAAGUUCCCUGAGGCCCUGACUGUCAAAGCUUCCUGUGGCUUUUUUACGGAGCUGCUGCCUCGGUGUGGAGAAGUCCCCCCUGUGGGGCAGGUGGUGCAUGAGAAUGGCAAGCUGCUGCUGCAGGCUGUGCUGGAGGGCAUCGGGGGCCAGGCCUCCCGCAGCCUGAUGGAUCACUUUGCAGAGAUCCUCUUCGCCCUGAGCAAGCACUGCUUCAGCUGCCUGAGCGUCUGGAUGAAGGCGGCCAUGCAGCAGGAGGGCUUCCCCUCGGCCCGCCUCAGCCCAGAGCAGAAAGACACCUUCAGCCAGCAGAUCCUCAGAGAGCGCGUGAACAAGAGGCGUGUGAAGGAGAUGGUGAAGGAGUUCACCCUGCUGUGCCGGGGGCUGCAUGGCACAGAGUACACAGCCGACUACUGAGAGUCCCGCCGGGAAAGCAGACGGAUCGCCCAAGCCAGCUCUUCCCCGCACGGCAGCCCCGUCCUCCCUGCCCUGCUGCAAUCCAGCUUGUAGAAUAACCCUCCACCUCGAAGUAACCUGCUCCGAACGCUGCUCAGCUACCAUCCUCCGGUCCCCCAGCAUGCUCCCCCGCAGAGGCUGGGAGCGGGCGGCAGCGGCUGCAGGACAUGGCGGGGAGACUGGACAGACGGACCUGGCACAGUGACUGCCCUUCCCGUGUUCUGGAGUCCCGACAGGAGGCUGCCCCUAGCGUGUCCAUGGUGGUGACCGUCCCGCACCAGGGCCCUUGCCCUCUGGCCAUGUGUGUGUGGUUUGGGGGAGCCCUGCACCUAAUUAUAGUCAGGAUAUUUCUA
Gopherus flavomarginatus (Mexican gopher tortoise) is the source of this 3504-nucleotide messenger RNA. It is a transcript of the gene IPO13, whose product is annotated as importin 13. Gene Ontology annotation, cellular component: nuclear membrane; cytoplasm. The coding region runs from base 242 to 3112 and encodes 956 amino acids. The transcript has 20 exons. Gene Ontology annotation, biological process: protein import into nucleus. The record is from RefSeq and is a predicted model, not a curated record. Lineage: Eukaryota; Metazoa; Chordata; Testudines; Testudinidae. Gene Ontology annotation, molecular function: small GTPase binding.